AUGUCUACAGAAAGCAUAGCACUUGGAACCCCUAUAUUUGCAUUAUCCAAUCCAAUGAUGUCUCAUGCAAUUCCCAUGAAAAAUACGGAUAUUUUUACGCUUUUAGAAAACUCCAGUGAAACGAGUCUUAUUAGUGUUAAUUCCCUUAGUAAUAAUUCUUUUAAUACACCGGCGGUAAAAACCGGUCCACUUUUCUCGCACAAACCACGAGUUGAGAUAAAGGUGGAUUUACCGAGUGAUGAUGAAAACGACGAUGACUUGUCAAGUCCAGUCUUGGUAGCACGUCGACAAGCUGAAAUCGAGGCGAUUUCACAAGUUGAGACUGAUGCAGACGAAUCGCAUAUAGAAGAAAAUUUGACGAAUCGAAAAGAGCCGAAUCACAUGAUAAUGAAGCAUAUUUGGAAAUCGAAUUAUUCAGCUCCUAUUAAAAUGCAACUAUUCGAAGGCGGAUUAAAAGUUUUAGAUGUUGGAUGUGGAACAGGAAUAUGGUUAGAUGAAAUGGCCGCCGAAAAUCCCAGAUCGACAUUCACCGGGAUGGAUGUUAAUUCAUCACUCUUUAAAUUAGAAAAUAAAAAUGGGAAUGCCGGAUUUUUUGUAUAUAACCUUUUGGAUGGCUUGCCUUUUGGGGAUAACACAUUUGACUACAUUCAUCAAUCAUUUCUAAAUCUUUACUUGACCGAAAAACAAUGGAAAGAAACGGUAAUCAAAGAGUUGGUUCGUGUAUGUAAACCUGGUGGCUAUAUUGAGCUUAUCGAAAGUGAUCUUCAGUAUAUUAAUGCUGGUGAAACGACACAUAAUUUAAAUCGAUCCUUUCGUUCAGCAUAUAAACGACGAGGUAUAAAUCCAGUAAUGUGCGGUCAUCUUAUACGGUUACUUGAAGAAACAAACGUUAUGACUAAUGUCACAAUAGAAGAGCGACAUAUUCCAUUAGGUAGCCGGAAAGGAUCAAUUAGUAAAAUGGCAACUGAAGGAAUAAUUAAAUCACUAUAUUCUGCUCGAAAUGUUCUUUCUCGUCUAAUGAAAAUCACUCCCGAAGAAUACGACAAAUUAUGCAAAACGAUUGGUGAAGAGUACGACGAAAAUAAAACAAAGAUACCAACAUGUCGUAUUUUGGGACAAAAAAUCUCGGAUAAUCAUGCAAUAUAA
This is a messenger RNA of Ambispora gerdemannii, 1146 nucleotides long. Lineage: Eukaryota; Fungi; Glomeromycota; Glomeromycetes; Archaeosporales; Ambisporaceae. The record is from the annotation of a GenBank genome assembly.